GUGAAAAGGUUGACCUCCUUGUCGCCGAAGAAGCCCACACCGAUACAGUAGUCGUUGGCAACCCCAUCCAACCUCACAAAGAUGGAGGGACGGUCACAAUGUGAUAGCGAACAGUUGAGGGAAUUGGAGCUGCAGAAUCAACCGUUUGCUACGCUUGUGUCGCUUAUGCUUUCAUCACAAACAAAGGAUGAAGUCACCGAUGCUGCAGUAAAGCAACUGCGUGCUGCACUAGGCGGAAGUAUAUCCGUGCAAUGUAUGAUUGACACGGAAGACAGCAGUGUUUCAGAAGCUAUCUCCAAGGUCGGAUUUUGGAGGCAGAAAACAGUGGGUUUUGUCUUGAUCCCAUUCAUUGACAGCAAUAAAGCUCCGAGACGAGUUUGAUUCAGACGUCCCGAAAACUGUUGAUGAGCAGUGCUCUCUACCGGGAGUCGUCCCAAGAUGGCCUUUCUGGCGCUUCAAAUAGCUGGAAUCUUAACCAUGGUAUCGGUGUUGACGUACAUGCCUAUUUGGAUAACGAACCGUCUAGGGUGGCAUAAGCUUCCGAUGAAAACCCAGAGGAG
Desarmillaria tabescens is the source of this 560-nucleotide messenger RNA. RefSeq lists its product as uncharacterized. Gene Ontology annotation, molecular function: DNA-(apurinic or apyrimidinic site) endonuclease activity; oxidized pyrimidine nucleobase lesion DNA N-glycosylase activity. The transcript has 3 exons. Gene Ontology annotation, biological process: base-excision repair, AP site formation; base-excision repair; nucleotide-excision repair. Gene Ontology annotation, cellular component: nucleus. Bases 82 to 381 code for a protein of 99 amino acids. The record is from RefSeq and is a predicted model, not a curated record. NCBI's taxonomy places the organism in Eukaryota, Fungi, Basidiomycota, Agaricomycetes, Agaricales, Physalacriaceae.